Messenger RNA from Belonocnema kinseyi, 1365 nucleotides. RefSeq names its product L-lactate dehydrogenase. The transcript is spliced from 6 exons. Lineage: Eukaryota; Metazoa; Arthropoda; Insecta; Hymenoptera; Cynipidae. Gene Ontology annotation, biological process: carboxylic acid metabolic process. Bases 194 to 1192 code for a protein of 332 amino acids. Gene Ontology annotation, molecular function: L-lactate dehydrogenase (NAD+) activity. Gene Ontology annotation, cellular component: cytoplasm. The record is from RefSeq and is a predicted model, not a curated record.
CAAACGCAAACCGCCGAACUGUCAGUUCGUCCGCGUUCACUCGCAAGACCGUACAAGACUAAGAUCAUCCAAAUCCCACGGAUAAAAAGUUAUUUAUUUUACUGGAGCUGAUAACAGGUGGUUGCUUCGGAUUGAAAUCUGAUCUUGACUAACCGGGAAAGGAUCUGAGAGUGUUGGCCAAUCCAGAAGAAAAAUGUCUUCUGUAAAGGAUCAAUUAUUGCGCACUGUCACGCAGCCAGUUGCGACUGGCAAGAAUAAAAUCACGGUUGUUGGCGUUGGCCAGGUUGGGAUGGCCUGUGCAUUCAGCAUAUUAACGAGCCACGUAUCUAACGAUGUCGUUUUAAUAGACGUGAUGGCUAAUAAGUUAAAAGGUGAAAUGAUGGAUCUCCAACACGGAAGUUCAUUUCUAAAAAAUGCUAAAAUAAAUUCAAGCACAGACUACGCAGCAACUGCAAAUUCGAUCCUUUGCGUCGUUACAGCUGGUGCUCGCCAACAUGAAGAUGAAACUCGUUUGGAUCUGGUUCAAAGGAACACUGAUAUUUUUAAAGGAAUAAUUCCCCAGCUAGUGAAAUACAGUCCAAACACAAUUCUUUUGAUUGUUUCAAAUCCAGUAGAUAUACUGACUUAUGUAGCUUGGAAGCUCUCUGGAUUGUCUAAAAAUCGAGUUAUUGGAAGCGGCACUAAUUUAGAUUCUGCACGAUUCAGAUUUCUACUCUCUCAGCGAUUAAACAUUGCACCUACUUCCUGCCAUGGAUGGGUUAUUGGAGAGCACGGUGAUACAAGUGUUCCCGUUUGGUCUGGAGUUAACAUUGCUGGGGUUAGACUGCGUGAUUUGAAUGCAAAUAUCGGAACGGAAAAAGAUGAAGAAAAGUGGAACGAACUUCACAAACAGGUGGUUGACAGUGCAUACGAAGUGAUCAAACUUAAAGGUUACACUUCCUGGGCUAUUGGUCUCAGCAUUUCAAAUCUCGCUUCGUCCAUUCUGAGGAAUACGAAUCAAGUUCAUGCUGUAUCUACCAUGAUUAAGGGACUUCACGGAAUUCAGGAGGAAGUAUUCCUUUCAUUGCCCUCUACCUUGGGUGAAGAUGGUGUCACUCACAUUGUUCAGCAAAAGUUGACAGACGCAGAGACUAAACUUCUUCACAAAUCUGCAAAGGCCAUGCAAGACGUACAGCAGAAUCUGAAAUUCUAAUUAUAGAUUACUUUAGAUAACUGAAUGUAAAUGUUUUGCAUUGUUGAAAAUCUAUUUAAGUGUACAUUCAAGUAGAUAAUGGCAUCUAAUUGUCAGUGGUGCAGUAUUAUAAAAUAGCGUGUCUACUGCAAUGUAUGUAUUAACAAUUCAUAUACAUUUUUAUGUUGAAAAAA